Cyclocybe aegerita is the source of this 1092-nucleotide messenger RNA. NCBI's taxonomy places the organism in Eukaryota, Fungi, Basidiomycota, Agaricomycetes, Agaricales, Hemipholiotaceae. The record is from the annotation of a GenBank genome assembly.
AUGUCAAAUUCAAAGGUCGUGUUCGUGGGAAACGUUCCUUACAACAUGGGGGAAGAGCAACUUAUUGACGUCUUCAAGUCGGUCGGUCAAGUUGUAGGAUUCAGGUUGGUCUUUGACAGAGAUACCGGCAAGCCGAAAGGGUAUGGGUUUUGCGAGUUCGCGGACCACGAUACGGCAGCGUCUGCUGUUCGCAAUCUAAACGGCACCGACGUGGGUGGCAGGCCGCUCAGAAUCGACCUUGCCGACUCUGAUCCGUUUCUUGAGGGCAAGACAACCGUCAGAGGUGAACUCCUCGAUGGGGGCUAUCCUGGCCCAUCUGAACCUCGUUCGCAAUGGCGAUCGCGAAACAACGACCCAGAGGCCUUCCUGGCUAACGUCCCACCUGGAAUCCAAAUUCCGAAGGGAUCUUCUGCCCUCGAUAGCAUCAGCCAGACACUCGCGACGAUGCCCCCCAAUCAGCUCAUGGAGGUUCUGGCGCAGAUGAAAGCGUUUGUGAUUACCCACCCUGAUCAAGCACGAACACUCCUCAUCAAACAUCCGCAACUGUCGUACGCCUUAUUCCAAUCACUUUUGCUGAACAAAAUCGUCGAUCCCACCAUUCUUGAGAGAAUGCUAGCAUUGUCUCACGGCACCCCUGCACAAGCCGCUGCAGCUCCGGUUCCUCCUCCAGUAGCCCGUCCUAUGUCGCAAGCCUACCCCCCUCCAGCGCAUUACCCACUACAUAUGCCCCCUUUUCCUCCGCAGGCCUACCAAACUCCACAGUCCAUGCCACCGCCAACGUCAACGGCUACACCUCCUGUUUCCGCGAUGUACCCAGGACAUGCACCGCCCAUGCCGCCCGCGGGUCCUUCGCAGUACUACCGCCCCCCUCCUGUGGCAGCACCAGUGCCGGCCCCUGUUGCCCCUACCCCUGCUAUCCAGCCUCAACCCCAAAAAGCACCUGGUGUGCCAGAGAUUAGCGAAGCUCAACGUGCUAUGUUGAUGCAAGUGCUGAGUCUGACUCAGGAGCAGAUUAAUGCUCUCGCAGAUACGGAGCGUGCUGCGAUUAUGCAACUGCGAAAUCAAUUCAUGGGUACUCUUGGCAAUACCUGA